AUGGUGCGGCCUGUGAGGAAUAAGAAGCCAGUCAAUUACUCACAGUUUGAGAACUCCGAAAGCGAUGAUGAUGAUGAUUUUGUUUCUGCAACUGGACCUUUAAAUAAGAAAUCCAGAACACCAAACGAGUUAAAACUAGAAAAACCAAAACCCAAAUUGAAGAAUCUCCAGAAGGAAGACAUCCCAUUACAGGAAAAAACUCCUAAAAAAAGGAUGGCUUUAGAUGACAAACUCUACCAGAGAGACUUACAAGUCGCACUGGAAUUAUCAGCGAAGGAACUUCCAACAGUCACCAUUGAUGUGGAGGGAUCUCAAGGCAGUGAAAAACGUGACAAUAGUGAAAGAGAAACAAUGGAUAAGUCUCCCCAUAUCUCCAAUUGCAGUGUAGCCAGUGAUUAUUUAGAUUUGGAUAAGAUAACUGAGGAAGAUGAUGUUCAUGGCGCUCAAGGGAGAAGAAAAGCAGCAUCUAAAGCUGUGGUACAGCAAAGGAAGAUUCUUUUGGAAGGCAGUGAUGGUGACAGUGCCAAUGACUCCGAACCAGACUUUGCAACUGGUGAAGAUUCUGAAGAUGAUUCUGAUUUUAGUGAGAGCGAAGAUAAUAACAAAGACUUCACUAUGAGAAAAAGCAAAGAAAUUAAAAAGAAAGAAAUGAAAGUUAAAUCUCCAGUUAUAAAGAAAGAAAAGAAAACUAAAUCUAAAUGUAAUGCAUUAGACUCUGCUCCAGCUGCUGUUAAAUCAGGAUCUCAGCUUUCAUCAAAAAAGGUUUCUCCUUCUUCAGAGGCAACUAGGAAACCAUUACAAAUACACAGUCCUUCAACUGAAAGCAAGAGACCUAAGUGGGUCCCACCAGCAGUAUCCGGAAGGAGCAGCACCAGCAGCAGCCCACUGGCAGGGGCGUUUGUUAAGUCUCCAAAUCAGAGUCUCCGCCUUGGCUUGUCUAGAUUAGCACGUGUUAAACCUUUGCAUCCAAACACUGCUAAUAGUUGA
This is a messenger RNA of Pipistrellus nathusii (Nathusius's pipistrelle), 987 nucleotides long. NCBI's taxonomy places the organism in Eukaryota, Metazoa, Chordata, Mammalia, Chiroptera, Vespertilionidae. The record is from the annotation of a GenBank genome assembly.